This is a messenger RNA of Polyodon spathula (Mississippi paddlefish), 1404 nucleotides long. Its product is annotated as small integral membrane protein 3-like. Bases 427 to 603 code for a protein of 58 amino acids. NCBI's taxonomy places the organism in Eukaryota, Metazoa, Chordata, Actinopteri, Acipenseriformes, Polyodontidae. The transcript has 3 exons. The record is from RefSeq and is a predicted model, not a curated record.
AGCAUUUCCUUCGAGGGAGGGAACGUAGAAUUAAGAUUGCUCAAUUACUAUAUGCUGUGUUUGUGACCGGAGUGUGUACUGCUGGUGGCACGACUGAUCAACUAGUUCGCGUUUUACCAACGUCUGUUUGUUCUUUUUGAGGAUAAAGGUUUAAUCAGAUAGAUGUUUAUUGCGUAAAUCAACAAAACUCAAAACCUGCCUACUUUAAUUUAUUGCCGAGGAACGAGUAUUGAACCUUUCGCUGACAGCUGGUCUGAAGUUUCCCAGAGUCUGUUGACAAGUUGAAGCUCACACUUUUACCGAGGUUACGUCUUGCAGACACAUCCUUCUGACACCAACCUGACGCAGAUUGGAGAUGCGAUCACUGUAGCUUGAGAGAGUUCGUCACUGAAUAAUGUUUCAAGUGUGUCUUUGAAAGCCUGGAAGAUGGAUGAUUUGACGGCCUCAGCGCCCCACCUUCCGAAACACAUCCUGGAGAUUUGGGCCAUUGUCCUGGUCAUUCUGGCAACCGUCAUCGUAAUGACGUCUCUCUUGGUUUGCCCAGCGGUGUCUGUCAUAAUCUACAGGGUACGGACUGGCCUAACCAGGAAUGAGAUUGUGUGACACGCCACAGCAUGAGGACUGCUCCACUAAAGAGGGGGGUUGGGUGAUAACACAGUAUAACGCAUCAGAGCUGAUCCGCUGAAUCCAGAAGGUUGUGUGACGUCACAUCCCUCUGAGUGGACUCUCCCAAUCACCACAUUGCGAACUGGGACUGGUUAAUCCAAGGCAUUGAAUCUAGCCUAGUCGUUUAUUUGAUUUUGUUAUAUUCCCAAUGUGUACAAGAUGCUGUCCUGGACUGAGAUGUGAUAUAACACAAUGCAAGGACCAAUUCAACCUGGAUCCAGACUUGAACAGAACAUGCGUUACACUUCCUUGCCUAAUCUACAGUACCGUAGACAGAGAAGCGAUUGAUCCAGACCCAGGGGACAGUAUUGAACAGUAUAAGAAUAAAGUAUUGAAUGACAGACACACACUGGCAAAAAUAAACAUAGCUGAAGGACUUAUAAAUCAUAACCCAUAAAGCUGUGAAUUAAUAUAAAAUGUGUAUUUAAUGACGGAAUCCCAUUUGCAAUAAGCAGCAGCAGCUGCCCUAUUUAUUCUUUACAAUCCAGUCUUUUCCCAGGUCAAGCCCACUAACAUGUAUUUAGCUGACAGUGUAAGUGAGUAAGCUUGUUUGGUCUUAUGGAUCGGUAAAAGACUAUUAAGCUCUGUCCUGGGUUGGGGCAAUGCUCAUUACAUCCCGAUUGUGCCUGGCAUUACCUGCAAAAUUUAAUUUUGAAUUCAUGUGGUGAUUUUGGCCAUAAUUAUCCCCAUUGCAAUGUAUAAUAAUCGCUUUGGCUUCAUAAUAAAGGGCUAAAAAGA